UCAAAUUUUGUUUGGGGUUUAAGAAAAAAGGGAAGGGGAAGGGGAAGCUUGACGACGCAUAUAUCUCGUACAGCAACAACUCGAAGCUGCUGGCGGUCGGUCGUCUCUCUCUGCGAUGGUUUCCCUCUCCACCUGGUGCCGGUACAUAGCCCACAAGCUCGAGUACUCUGCCACUCUCAGCUUGAAGAACUAUCACAGAGGUCAAAUCACGGACAAAGAAAUGGGUGAUGCUCUUUUUAAAAAUCUAUUUCAGGGAAGGCUGACAUACUUGCAUUGGAAUAAAGGAGAGGAGAUGGCCCCUAGUAUAGGGGCACAAGGGGGAACUCUUCUUGUUCGGAAGAUACCAGCUGCAGAUCCAAAGCGUGUCUUUGUUGGGGAUGUAGUGGUCUUGAAGGACCCCGAGAAACCAGAUAAUUAUCUUGUCAGAAGGUUGGCUGCAAUUGAAGGGUAUGAAAUGUUGUCUACGGAUGAAAAGGAUGAGCCCUUUGUCCUUGACAAGGAUGAAUGCUGGGUGCUGGCUGAUAAUGAAAGUUUGAAGCCCAAGGAAGCCAAUGACAGUCGAAAGUUUGGGCCAGUUUCCAUGACAGGCAUAGUUGGCAGAGUCAUAUAUUGUUUACGAACAGCUGUGGAUCAUGGUCCCGUGCAGAACAGCCAUUCUAGCAUGCGAAAGGAUGCACCAGUUCUACAAGUUGAAUUGGAUGUCGAUGAGAUGGCAAAAAACCACAAAGCCUGAAGUAUGUCCUCGUAAAGCAAUGACUGCUAAUUUGGUUUGUACCUACUUUCCUCCCAAUUGCUUAUCGAAUCAUUUUUCUUCUUUCUCUGUUCUUCCUCUUCUUUCGAGUACAAGAAGAAAAAUAAAGAUGGACUUUCAAGUUGUUAUUGACUCGUGAGAUUGUUGUACGUUUAUCGUGCUUGUUCAGGUGCUCCUACUUCAGUAAUGGCACGUUUUGUUUUUGCUGAAGAAUACAGAAGCAGCCUGUAACGAAUUUGAGUUAGAGCGGUAUUUGUCUUUUGACGGAGUUUGGAACAGCGCUGUACUCCGAAAAACUAACACAGAGAGAAGAAAAUCUAGACGCUGUCAAGUUUUUAGACCUAUAUUUAAAUCCUUGGCAUGUCUGUGUGUUGAUCCUUCCGGCGGAAUAUACUUUCGUGUGUUUCAACAAGAUCCAUUUAUGCUU
Pyrus x bretschneideri (Chinese white pear) is the source of this 1178-nucleotide messenger RNA. RefSeq lists its product as uncharacterized. The transcript has 5 exons. Lineage: Eukaryota; Viridiplantae; Streptophyta; Magnoliopsida; Rosales; Rosaceae. Gene Ontology annotation, molecular function: serine-type endopeptidase activity. Bases 116 to 733 code for a protein of 205 amino acids. The record is from RefSeq and is a predicted model, not a curated record.